AUGAUCAGGACGCCAGCCGGCUGCGGGAGGACCAGAUUUCGCUCAGCUUGCUCGCUCUGCGCCGUCUUACGCCCACGGCCACUGGAAACACAGCAAGACAGCGACAUCCAGCUACGUGGCUUCAAGACAUCGCUCAGGUCGCACUGCCUCGUCCGCCGAUAUUAUAAUUCUCCUUCUUUGUCCUCGCCGUCUUCUUCGUCUGCCACCGUUGCUGCAACUCGACCUCAAGCGCCGGUUUACCCCCCCGCGGCAGCCUCUACUCUGUCUCUUACAGCUCGACCAGCUCGACCAGCAGCCGCUCUCGCACAUUCGCCUUUCACGAUGGGCGGCCAGACCAGAUCGCAUGGACAUAGCCAUGGCCACGGCCACGGUCAUCACCAUCACCAUCAUGACACCACAUACCUGACCUCCAAGAACAAGCAGGAUCCGGGCGUCCGCAUCACAAGAAUCGGCCUGCUCGCCAACCUGGCCAUGGCAAUUGGCAAGGGAGUCGGAGGCUACGUCUUCCACUCGCAGGCCCUGGUGGCAGAUGCAUACCAUGCCCUCGCGGACCUGGUGUCGGACUUUAUGACCCUGGGGACCGUCUCCUGGUCGAACAAGCCGCCGUCGUCGCACUUCCCGCUGGGCUACGGCAAGAUCGAGACGCUGGGAUCACUCGGAGUGAGCGGGCUGUUGCUCGUCGGCGGAGUGCUGAUGGGACUCAAUGCUGCGGAAGUCAUACUCACCCAGUUCUUCCCGGACAUUGCGGAUGCCGCUGCUCAUAUGGGCUUGCUCGGCCACGGCCAUUCACACGGACACUCCCACUCCCACUUCCCGACCGACCAGGCUUACGGGCCUAAUAUCAACGCUGCCUGGCUUGCUGCAGGCUCAAUUGUCGUCAAGGAGUGGCUUUAUCAUGCCACUAUGAAAAUUGCAAAGGAGAGGAAAUCCUCUGUCCUUGCAUCCAACGCCGUCCAUCACCGCGUCGACUCACUCACAAGCAUAGUUGCUCUGUUGACCAUCGGCGGCGCACAUGUCUUCUCUGACGCUACCUGGCUGGACCCGGUGGGCGGUCUCCUCAUCUCCAUCAUGAUCAUCAAGGCAGGGUUCGGAAACACCAGAGCCACUCUACUAGAAUUAGCCGACGCAGGCGUCGAGGAGAGCAUGGUAGACUCCGUCCGCAAGUAUGCCGCCCAAGCCAUCGCCACGCUCCCGGACGGUACCGGUGUCGAGCUGCGGAACAUCCAAGGCGUCAAGUCUGGCCCCAACUAUCUGAUGGAAGUCGACCUAGCUGUGCCUGGUUCGUGGUCCGUUUCUCGGACUCGUGAGGUUGAACGGGUGAUUCGGGAACGUGUGGGAGCUCGUGUGAGAGGCGUUAAGCGGCUACGAGUCCGGUUCACUCUCGAUACAGAGAAGGAGCUUGAUUUUGCGGAGGAGUUCAUUGCGCCAGACGUCAGUCCUCGAAGCAGCCCUGAACCUGAACCAGAGACCAAUGGAAACGGCACCAUAGCGACAGGAUCACAGCCACAGCCGCAAGUUAAUGGACAUCGGAGACAACAUUAA
Molecule: messenger RNA, 1542 nt
Organism: Nannizzia gypsea CBS 118893
Lineage: Eukaryota; Fungi; Ascomycota; Eurotiomycetes; Onygenales; Arthrodermataceae
Product: mitochondrial metal transporter 2
Exons: 2
Coding region: 1-1542 (513 amino acids)
Biological process (GO): transmembrane transport; monoatomic cation transport
Cellular component (GO): membrane
Molecular function (GO): monoatomic cation transmembrane transporter activity
Source: RefSeq, a predicted model, not a curated record